Molecule: messenger RNA, 1083 nt
Organism: Otolemur garnettii (small-eared galago)
Lineage: Eukaryota; Metazoa; Chordata; Mammalia; Primates; Galagidae
Gene: PRR19
Product: proline rich 19
Exons: 2
Coding region: 1-1083 (360 amino acids)
Source: RefSeq, a predicted model, not a curated record
AUGGACCCCCGGGGCCCAGCCCCCCAGCCUUUCCAGCGGCCUGAGAAACCUGGUCGUGUCCACCGUCAGAAGACCAGGCGAGAACGGAACAAGGCCCUGGUGGGCAGUCUCCGGCCACUGGCCCGUCAAAAUCCUCCUGUGACCAGUCGGGAUCCACCUGCGGCUUUCCGGGAUCCUGUGGCCCCUAUUGCCCCCAAAUGUGUGGUCAUAACACAAGGCCGGCUGAGCCGGGAGCACCGGGGUCUCUUCAACCAUGAGGUGAAAUCCCUGGACGUGGCACGGCUGCUUAGCAGUGGAGUCCUGGAGCCAGACACUACCCCACUCUCCACCAAGCUCUCCCCAAGCCCAGGCAAGGUGCAAGAACCAGCCCUACAGUCGAGGGGCAAGGAGAAUCAGAUACCUGGAGGCUCAGGCCCAGGGCCACCUAGAUCCCUAGAGCCACCUGGUGUGGGGCAGCUGUUGAGGGAGUUGCAAUGCCAGCUGAAUCUGCCACAGGCCUUCCCUAGGAGGAACCUGGUGCAAGAGGCCAGGGAUGCCAUUGUGGGCACUUUACAGGCCUGUCAUGGCUGUGUGCCCAACCUAUCCCUGGUGCUUCGGGACUGCCAGCCACCCUUGCCAGGGGCCAAGCCUCAGGGCUCUGAGAAGCGAAGGAUGACACCCUCCUGGACUAACAGCUCUGACCAGGCCACAGGGCAGAAAAGGCCACAGGGGACAAAGGAGCUCACCUUCACCAUGCCUCACACCUCCAGCACUCCCACUACGCAUAGGGUGAGCCUGGCACCACCAAGAGGUCCCUGGCCACCCCCCUUGCUCUCAUUGCCUUCGCCAUCUGGUGCAGCCUUGGGCCCCCCAACAGCCUUUGACCUACUGAAAAGCAUCUGGCUGGUGGCCACACCACCCACUCCCCGACCCUGGGGGGUUGGCCCACCUCGGCCCCUGCUUCAUCCACCAUCACCCUUGUUGCCCCGAACCUCUGCCCUGGACUGGAGCCCUAGCCCUCCUGCUCCACUUCCCAGCCUUUCCUGGGUGGUGGCCCAGAGCAGUCCAGAAGCAUGGUCCUUUCCACCCAUGAGAUUGUACUGA